UGGGCGUGGAUCUGCCUAAGUAACGGUGCGGCCACACUUCGGGGUUUUCAGACAGAGAUACUGCAAGAAGGAAAAACAGCGUCAUGCCAGAGGGGUAAAAGCGGCGAGGUGGUCGAUUUCGCUUUCUCGGGUUGACUUAUUGCUCCGCAGUGAUCAGGCAAAUCCGACUCAUCUGCAGUCCGUGCGCGAUAGAAACGCUCGACUUUAACUCGACAGCAUAUGUUGAAUUUGAGUUGCAAAUAGCUGCGCGCAAUCGCUUUGUAAUCCUAUCUCGACUUUGGAAAAAAUUGCGUACAAACCAACAAUGUCUCACGUUGAUUCAGGGCCGAAAAAUGACUCGGACUCGGAAAAGAAGACUGAACAGGCUCAGGACAGUUCAUCGGGAGAAAUGGACGUUCCUAAAACUAAACUAUUUGAUGCCAAGGCAAUCUUAUGGACUUUUGGCAAAUGUCUUACUGCCUUGUUGCCCGUUUACCUGGCUGGUUACUAUCGGAUGAGCACUAGUUUAGUGGUGUUUGGGAUGAUGGUUUACGCAGGAUGGAAACACACUCGUGAGGCGAAGGAGGCGAGACUGAAAUCCGCUAUAGAGUUAGUCAACGACGAACAAGAAUAUAUAUCCUCCAAAUCAUUUAGAAGUAGAAGAGACCUACCUUCUUGGGUAAAUUUUCCAGAUGUGGAGAAGGUUGAAUGGCUCAACAAGGUUAUCCAGCAGGCCUGGCCAUUUAUUGGUCAGUAUUUGGAGAAGCUGCUGACGGAAACCAUUGCUCCAUCCAUCCGCGGCUCCAGCACUCAUCUGCAGACGCUCUGCUUUACGAAGGUCGACUUUGGUGGCAAGCCUAUGAAGGUGGUUGGAGUGAAGGCUCAUACAGAAAAUGAGAAAGGUCAAAUUCUGCUUGACGUUUACAUCAGUUACGUGGGGGACGUCGAGAUAAAUGUGGAGGUGAAGAGGUAUUUCUGCAAGGCUGGUGUGAAGGGAAUACAGCUUCAUGGAAUGAUGCGUGUGAUUUUGGAGCCUCUGAUCGGUGACGUCCCAAUCGUGGGCGCUGUAACCAUGUUCUUCAUUCAAAGACCUAAACUGACCAUUAACUGGACUGGUUUGACCAACCUGCUGGAUGUUCCAGGGCUCAAUGUGAUGUCAGAUACUAUGAUCAUGGACGCGAUCGCUUCAUUCCUGGUUCUGCCCAAUCGUCUCACUGUUCCUCUAGCGGCAGACCUGCAUGUUGCGCAGCUGCGGUGCCCUUUACCCAGGGGAGUUGUGCGGAUUCACCUGCUGGAGGCUGAUGGUCUGGCUUCGAAGGAUAACUAUGUGAAGGGUGUGAUGGUGGGCAUGUCUGACCCAUACGCCCUGCUCAGAGUCGGGCCGCAAACCUUCAAAUCCCGCCAUCUGGACAACACACUCAAUCCCAAAUGGGAUGAAAUGUAUGAGGUCAUCGCUCAUGAGGUGCCUGGUCAGGAGCUAGAGGUGGAAGUGUUUGAUAAAGAUCCUGAUCAUGAUGAUUUCCUGGGCAGGACAAAAUUAGAUUUGGGGAUUGUGAAGAAAUCAAAAAUAGUGGAUGAGUGGUUCACCUUGAAGGACACCCCUACAGGACGGGUUCAUCUCAGACUUGAGUGGCUGACACUAGAAGCAGACACAGAAAGACUGGAAGAGGUUCUGAAGAGAAAUGAAAGUGUGGUGAGUCAAACAGCAAAGCCUCCCUCAGCAGCCAUCUUGGCAGUGUAUCUGGACAAGGCUGAGGCACUUCCUAUGAAGAAAGGCAAUAAGGAUCCCAAUCCGAUCGUUCAAAUCUCAGUGCAAGAUGUUACUCGUGACAGCCGGAUUUGCUGGAAUACCGUGAACCCCCAGUGGGAGGACGCUUUCACUUUCUUCAUCAGAGAUCCAAGCAAACAGGACAUCAGCGUACAGGUGAAGGAUAAUGACCGUGUUCAGGAUUUGGGAAGUCUGUCCAUUCCUGUUUCCCGUCUUCUCUCUUGUCAAGAUCUGAAUUUGGACGAGUGGUUUAAUCUGGAGAAUUCUGGUCCAGAAAGCCGCAUCCACAUCAACACAGUGCUCAGGGUGCUCUGGUUGGAUGAAGCCGCCGUAACUUCCUCUCUCCUCUCCAGUGACCCUCUUUCAAAGAGUUCUGCAUCACGUCCACAGAAGACGACGCCCCAUUCCAGCUUCGCCACUGAGGGGAUGCUGCGUAUCCACCUUGUGGAGGGUCAAAAUCUGGUGGCGAAGGACAACAUGAUGGGUGGGAUGGUGAAGGGCAAGAGCGACCCGUAUGUCAAGAUCCAAAUUGGAGGUGAAACCUUUAAGAGUCAAGUGAUCAAGGAGAACCUCAACCCCACCUGGAACGAGAUGUAUGAGGUGGUUUUGACGCAGCUUCCUGGUCAAGAGUUGACACUGGAAGUUUUUGAUAAGGACAUGGACAUGAAAGAUGACUUUAUGGGCAGGCUGAAGAUGAAUCUGAGUGACAUAAUCAGCUCUCAAUACAUUAAUGAAUGGUUUACUCUGAGCGACGUUAAGCGUGGCCGUGUUCAUCUCGCUCUGGAAUGGCUGCCCGCUGUAACACAGCCAGAGAAACUACAGCAGGUGUUGCAGUACCAGUCAAAGAGCUCAUACCUGAAUAAGACCGUGCCGACUGCCGCUCUCUUGUUUGUGUAUGUGGAGCGCGCGCAUGAGCUUCCUUUGAAGAAGAGUGGAAAGGAGCCUAAAGUUGGAGCUGAGCUGAUUUUGAGAAGAACUUCUCAUAGAACCACGGUAUGCGAUCGCACCAGCUCUCCCCGGUGGGACGAGGCAUUCCACUUCCUGGUUCAAGAUCCAUUGAACGAAGACCUUGUUGUGAAGUUGACCCACAACUGGGACUUCUCUCUGGGAUCUGUGGUGAUUCUCGUCAAAGAGCUUCUCUCUGAGCCAGAUCUGAUGCUGGACCAGUGGCUCGAUCUGGAUGGAGCGUCACCCCAGAGUCAGAUUCUGCUCAGAGCUCAGCUGAAGAUUCUUUGCUCUAAAGAGACAGAGAGCUCUGAAGACCAUGAGGAACCUAAACGUCCUGAAGUGUGCAGCAUUAGAAGAAAACAGGAGGAGGAAUUAGUGCAGAUGUCUAGCUUUGAGGAGGUCCCACCAUCUCCUGUCAGCAGGACUUCCUCUGUGUCAGUCCCAGAAGAGGAAGAAGUCCCAGAGGUCACAGAGGACCCAGAAGUUUCUAGUUCAGAUGACCUUCGUCCCUUGCACACCAUCCCUGACCCCAGCUUUGGUGCUGAGGGCGUGCUCCGCCUCCACCUGCUGGAAGCUGAAGAUCUGGUUGCAAAGGACAACAUGAUGGGUAGGAUGGUGAAGGGGAAGAGCGACCCGUAUGUCAAGAUACAUAUCGGAGACACAGUCUUUAAGAGUCAUGUGAUCAAGGAGAACCUCAACCCCACCUGGAACGAGAUGUAUGAGAUGGUUCUGAGUCCUGAUAAUAAUCUAGAUGUGAAGUUUGAGGUCUAUGAUAAGGAUUUUGAAUCUGAUGAUUUCCUUGGAAGGUUCAAGCUCAAACUUGGACAUAUCAUCAGUACCCAGUAUGAUGAUGAAUGGUUUACUUUGAAUGAUAUAAAACACGGUCGAGUCCAUUUGGUCCUGGAAUGGCUUCCCACCUCAACACAGCGGGAUAGAUUGGAUCAAGUAAUGCAGAUGCAAAGCUCUCAGACCUACCAGAACAAGUCUGUGCCGUCAGCAGCGUUGCUGUUUAUUUAUUUAGAAAGAGCUCAUGAUCUGCCUUUGAAGAAAAGUGGAAAGGAACCCAAAGCUGCUGCUGAACUUGUACUUGGAGCAACAUCGUACAAAACCAAGGUGUGUGAUCGAUCAACUUCUCCUAACUGGAAUGAAGCAUUUGACUUUCUGGUUCACGACCCCAAAAAGGACAUGCUUGUCAUUAAGAUCUCAAGUGCCUGGGACCAACCUAUGGGCUCUUUGGUUCUUCCAAUCAGAGAGCUGCUUUCAAAACCAGAUCUACUGAUGGACCAGUGGCUCGAUCUGGAUGGAGCUUCACCAAAGAGCCAGAUCCUACUCGGGGCACAGCUGAAAAUCUUGGAUUCAAAAAUGGCCGCCUUAAUAGCCAUGGGUUCAGCUCCUGUGUUGAGUAAUAUGCAGACGGCCACCACUGGUCAGAUCAAAAUCUCCCUUUCCUUCCAGAAGAAGUUGACAGUAAUCAUCCAUGCAUGCAGGGGUCUGGUUACAUCAUCUAAGGACAGCUUAGACACCUACGUCUCCCUCAUUCUGCUGCCGGAUAAAAGCAAGGCCACGAAAAGAAAAACAAGUGUGAAGAAGAAAAAUCUGAACCCAGAGUUCACUGAAAGGUUUGAGUUUGAUAUGAGUGUGGAGGACGCUCAGAGACGAGAGCUCAGCGUUUCUGUGAAAAACGCAUCCUCGUCCUUCAUGAAUCGAGACAAAGACUUGAUCGGCCAGGUGCAGAUAGACCUGGGACAUGUUGACUUAAUCUCUGGAGUCACAGAAUGGUUUGAUCUAAAAGAAGAGCAGAACUAACUGAACACAAUGCUCUUGACCUGAGCACUUCACAGCCAACCUUAAACCUCUUCCUGAAGUUCAUCAGGUUAACUUCGCUGCCGUGUAUCGCUGCCAGUGCUUCCCUUCCCCCCCUUUUUUUUUUAUAACUUCACAAACACACAUAUUUCUUCCCUCCAUCUGUUUAUUUAUCAACAUGAUUUCGAGUGACCAGUUCAUGUGAUGAAUGUGAUUGAUCUUUGUGGUUUGAACAUAUUGCUGCAUUGAGUAUUAUAUCAGAACUGAUAUAUAAAUUGGUGAUGUCUGUAAAGUCAGUAAUCAGACGACUGAAUGUUAACCGUACGUAUUUACAGAGAUGAAUGUUGAGCAGGUGUCUGGAAAGAGUCUCGUCUUCUUGUGCAGGUUGCAGGGACGUCGCAUUUGUGCUGAAAAUUAUGUUUUAAAAUGGGUUUUUAAAGCAAAGAAAUGUUUUUGUUUUUAUCAAACGUGACGAUACAAUAAGAAAUCUUGUUUAAAUGUACAAAUUCAUGAAAGAUUAUAAUUGACAGAUCUUUGUGCACCAAAAAUAUAAAGUGGUUUUAUUUAGACAGUCUACAUAUCACCACCUAAAAACUUUAUUUAAGAUGACUUAUGUGCUGUUACCACUGCAGAUCUCCACAAUCAUAGUGUUGCGCUUCGAAAACUAGCUGCUGUUUACACAUUGAUGGGUCUUAUGUAGCUUCUGCAGUCCAUUGUGAUGCCAAAUAUCUAGAAGCUCACGUUUUUUAGCCAAAACUGUU
Messenger RNA from Sinocyclocheilus rhinocerous, 5259 nucleotides. RefSeq names its product extended synaptotagmin-1-like. The transcript has 40 exons. The coding region runs from base 305 to 4501 and encodes 1398 amino acids. Gene Ontology annotation, molecular function: calcium ion binding; phosphatidylinositol binding; phosphatidylethanolamine binding. The record is from RefSeq and is a predicted model, not a curated record. NCBI's taxonomy places the organism in Eukaryota, Metazoa, Chordata, Actinopteri, Cypriniformes, Cyprinidae. Gene Ontology annotation, biological process: lipid transport. Gene Ontology annotation, cellular component: endoplasmic reticulum membrane.